AUGGAUUUCACGAUCCAAGAUUACGAUCUGCGUAACGCUUUCUGUCUAGAACGCAAACUUCUACUAGUUGUGGGCUUUUACCCCAUAAGAGGCAACAAAUACAAAUUUUUGUACCGAUUGAGUGCCUUUUUCAAUCUUUUAAUAUCUUACGGGCAACUCACUACAAUGGUCAUUCAGAUGGUUUUCGACAGGAGCGAUUUGUCCAAACUCACGGAAUCCCUACUGUAUUUUUUCACCCACUUUACGUUUCUUUGCAAAUUACUCAAUUUUCAAUACUACAGUAAGGAUUUAAUCGAGAUUGAAAAUUACCUAACUGAUCCUAUCUUCUACGGACAUCCUUUCGAGGAAGUGCAAAUAAUCAAGGAUAAGAUUAGUUCAUGCGCUUUUAUUUCUAACGCUUACAGGCUUUGUUGCACUUUUACUUGCUCUUUCUACUGUUUAGUGCCUUUUAUUGACGAAAAAAGAAAAAAAAUUCUGCCACUACCGGGCUGGUUCCCCUAUGAUACAACCAGUCAUUAUUAUUUCACGUUUUUUGUGCAAAGUCUAAGUCUCUUUAUCAGUGCUUAUUGUAACACUGCUAUUGACAUUUUGACGUGGAAAUUGGUCACGCUAGCGUCGGCCCAGUUCGAGAUUUUGAAGGAAAAUUUGACAAAAAUCGACUAUGAGGGGAGUUUUCACGACACUAAACGGGCCCUUGUUAGGUGUAUAACACACCACGCAAAAAUUGUCUAUUAUACAGAGCGAGUCGAGGCUAUUUUCUCCAAAGGAAUAUUUCUCCAGUUAUUCGGGAGCGUCAUAGUAAUCUGCACUACGCUUUUCCAACUGAUAGUCGUGCCAGUUCCUAGUGUCCAAUUUGCCGUUUUAGGGACUUAUUUGUGCGGAAUGACCACGCAAGUUGCCACCUACUGCUACUACGGACAUGAAGUUAUGACAACUAGUGACGCGAUUGGAAUUUCGUUGUAUAUGUCGAAUUGGUACGCCUGCCACAGCAAAAUUCGCAAAAUCGUGAUGAUUUUCUUGGAGAAAACCAAAAAACCGACUAUUAUCAAAGCGGCGAAUUUUAUUACCUUGUCGUUGGCCACACUGACACAGAUUUUGCGAUCGGCAUAUUCAUAUUUCGCGGUUUUGCAACGUCUCUACAAGGAUUCUUAA
This is a messenger RNA of Tribolium madens (black flour beetle), 1152 nucleotides long. Its product is annotated as odorant receptor Or1-like. Gene Ontology annotation, cellular component: plasma membrane. NCBI's taxonomy places the organism in Eukaryota, Metazoa, Arthropoda, Insecta, Coleoptera, Tenebrionidae. The transcript is spliced from 5 exons. Gene Ontology annotation, molecular function: olfactory receptor activity; odorant binding. Bases 1 to 1152 code for a protein of 383 amino acids. The record is from RefSeq and is a predicted model, not a curated record. Gene Ontology annotation, biological process: sensory perception of smell; detection of chemical stimulus involved in sensory perception of smell.